AGAAGUGCUUGACUAAUCGCCAAUAAAUAUUAUUAAAGUGACUGCAAAGCAAAAAUGUGCACAUUUUCCAAGACAAUGCGGCUCUUACCUUUACCUGUGCUCUUUCUGGCAUUGCUGGGCACGCCAAUGAUCUUUGGACAGGAUAAUUGCAAUAGUACAUGCCAGUUGGUGGAAUAUACAAAAGCCCUUGAAAAUUCGCUAUCCGUGCGGCUAAUCCAAAAUAAGCAACGAAACGAAACUACUAUAGGAACUAGGAUGAAGAAUAUUGAGUCCAACCUGUUAUCAUUGAGUUGUAAGCUUGUAGGUUUUCUAGGCGAAUGGCGCACUGCAGGUUCCAAAUCAUCAAAAGAAGAAUUUACCAAUCCUGAGGAAUACAUUGUAAAAUUACCCAAAAUUCGAAUCCCAGAACUGUUCGCCGUUUCCUGUGGGAUUCGCGAUACCUUAAGGAAAUAUAAUCCAUCGGAUGAGGAAAAGCAGCACAUACAAGAAAUGGAGACCCUGCUAAAAGAUAUCAUUCCUGAGAAACUAAAAAAAACCAGACUCAACCCCCAACUAUAUGCCAAUGCCAUCAACUCCAUGUGCGCGCAUUAUUGUAUUGUUCCUGAUUUACUGCAUUGCUGAGUUGCUCCAUUGGGUUGCUCCGCCCUCUACUCAGUCGCUUAUUUUGUUCUAUCCAUUCAAUAAAAAAAUAUUGCUUAGAUUGAAUUGUA
This is a messenger RNA of Drosophila obscura, 710 nucleotides long. RefSeq lists its product as uncharacterized. The transcript is spliced from 2 exons. The coding region runs from base 55 to 621 and encodes 188 amino acids. The record is from RefSeq and is a predicted model, not a curated record. Lineage: Eukaryota; Metazoa; Arthropoda; Insecta; Diptera; Drosophilidae.